This is a messenger RNA of Beta vulgaris subsp. vulgaris (sugar beet), 2609 nucleotides long. RefSeq lists its product as hypothetical. Bases 314 to 2110 code for a protein of 598 amino acids. Lineage: Eukaryota; Viridiplantae; Streptophyta; Magnoliopsida; Caryophyllales; Amaranthaceae. The record is from RefSeq and is a predicted model, not a curated record. The transcript is spliced from 10 exons.
UUCACUCUCAAACUCCACUUGGGUCGUCGGUGCAGGGCCCCACACACUGUAAUCUCCUUUCUUCUUCCUUUUUUUCACCUUUUUUUUUUCUCUUCACACUCUCACUCUCUCUCCUGCUAAACGCCAUAGCCAUUCACCUCCAUUCUUUCUCUCUCCUAAAUCAUCAAAAUCACAAUCAUUUUCAUAUCAACAAUUAUGUUAAUCUUUAAAAUCUUCAAUUUUUUACCCUCUUAAUCAAAAUUUUCUGGGUUUUCCACCAUUUUUGAAGUUUGAUCUUCCCCAUUAAAAAAGAUUCAAUCUUUCCUUCGAUUUGAUGCACGGUUACAGUCGUCUCGGGCCCAAUUUCAACCCAUCAUCACCACCCACUUCUCCACCCUCUUCCCCUCGAUUCAGGCCCACACGUAUGAAGCCCAAUGGGCUGAUCUCCGGCCCAGGAAUCAGUCGUGUUGGUGGUGGGCCGAUGAAGUUGGGUAAUUUCGUUGAACGAGUGGUGUACAUUGUAAUUGCGACGGUUUUUAGGAGAAAAGGGGUGUUGUUGUUUGCGCCAUUGUUGUAUAUUACAGGAAUGUUGGCUUAUAUGGGAUCUUUGAGCUUGGAUAGUAAAGUUAAUGGAGGAGAGAGAAUUGGGUUGGAGAAAUUAAAAGGAAAUAUUGUUGAGUUUAGUGGUGGAUUUGUUCUAAAUGAGCCAAGAUUACCUGGUUCUUUGUAUAGAAGUCCUGAGGUUUUUGAGAGGCUUUGGCCUUUUUUGCAAGAUGAGGCUAAUCAUUCUACUAAUGCUUUGACAACAGUGUGGCCUACAAGAUAUCAACGAGGCUGGAAACCCUGCAUAAAUAACAGUGCUGUUGAAACAGAAUUGCCCAAGUCUAAUGGAUACUUCAUAAUUGAAGCAAAUGGUGGACUUAAUCAGCAACGCCUCUCAAUAUGCGAUGCAGUGGCUGUGGCAGGGCUGUUGAAUGCUACCCUUGUUAUUCCAAUAUUUCAUCUAAAUAGCGUUUGGAGAGAUUCCAGUAAAUUCGGUGACAUAUUUGAUGAAGAUUUCUUCAUAUAUGCUCUUAGAAAUAAGGUGAAUGUAGUAAGGCAGCUCCCAGAAGAUGUUCUCCAGCGGUAUAACCAUAAUAUUAGCAGCAUUGUGAACUUGAGAUUAAAAGCUUGGUCGAGUCCAUCAUAUUACCUACAGAAAGUACUUCCAAGACUGUUGGCAUUGGGGGCUGUGCGUGUAGCACCAUUUUCAAAUAGAUUGGCUAACACAGUACCCCCAGAGGUGCAAGGGCUACGAUGCUUGGCAAAUUUUGAAGCCCUGCGAUUUUCUCAGCCUAUACGAUCACUUGCAGAAGUCAUGGUUCAAAGAAUGGUUCAGAAAAGCUUAAGUAGUGGGGGGAAGUAUGUUUCAGUGCAUCUACGCUUUGAAAAGGACAUGGUUGCAUUUUCCUGCUGUAUAUAUGAUGGAGGAGAGGAGGAAAAGCAGGAAAUGGAUAUUGCUAGAGAAAAAGGUUGGAGAGGAAAAUUUCGUAGAAGGGGUCGAGUCAUAAGGCCUGGUGCAAUCAGGAGGGAUGGAAAGUGCCCACUAACUCCGUUAGAGGUAGGAAUGCUGCUUAGAGGCAUGGGUUUUGACAAUUCCACAUUAGUGUAUGUUGCUGCUGGGGUAAUUUAUAAAGCUGAGAAGUACAUGGCACCUCUUAGAAAGCUUUUUCCACUUUUGGAGACGAAGGAUACUUUAGCAACCCCAGAAGAACUUGCCCCAUUUCAGGGCCACUCUUCUCGGUUGGCAGCCCUUGAUUAUACGGUUUGUCUUCAUGGUGAAGUGUUCGUCACUACCCAAGGUGGAAACUUUCCCCACUUUCUAAUGGGUCAUCGACGUUAUAUAUAUGGAGGGCAUUCAAAGACAAUCAUACCUGACAAAAAGAAACUAGCUCUAUUAUUUGACAAUCCCGAUGUUAGAUGGGAAACUUUUAUAUACCAGAUGCAAGAUAUGCUCUACCGUAGUGAUUCAAAGGGUCGCGAGAUGAAAAAGCUUACGGCAUCACUCUACACAUUCCCCAUGCCUGAUUGUAUGUGUCAGGAAGCUGAUACAAACACAAUCGACGUAAAUGGUACACUUAAACUAUCUUGAUAAUUUUUGACCCAUAUAGAUUUUUGCCAUUAUACUUAUAUUCAUAUUGAUCUCCAUACUUUUUGUAUAUGGUUCAAUAUAUAUAGUAAUUAUUUUAGCCAUGUAACACUCAUUCAAUUUGCUAAUUAGUGAAGUUCAGAUGGGAGAUUAGCUGCUUUUUUUUAUUUUAUAAGGAAAACAGACUUAGACUGACCCCCUAGUCUGGGGCUAGCCUAAAACAUCCUUUCGGAUGAUAAGGGAGAAAUCCAUACAGCACGGGGAAAACCAGUAUGGUAACGAGGGGUAGCUCUGCGCCUUCUUGGCCAUAAAAUCCGCCUCUUUAUUUGCUUCCCGAAAGCAAUGACGAAACUGACACUCCAGAAAGCAAUGGGAGAUUAGCUUCUGAUUCUUUGAAGUGUAUUACUUGGAGAAGUAGGUACUAGAAUUUUAAUUAUUCUUUGUAAAAUACAAGUUGUUACAUUGUAAAUUAAUUCAAAGGAUAAUUUUUCUGAUUGUUUUC